AUUCUUCAGAUCCACGUUACCGCCCACCUUCAUUCAAAGGGGGAACAUGUUUUGUAUUGCUCCCAUCCCGCUCAUCCUCUCUCCGUUCGCUUUAAGCAGCUCCCGGGAAGUUUCACGUUUUGUCUUUCUGAGGAUUUACCACUGAAGACGGGAGAUCUGUGCGAGAGGGAGGGAGGGAGGGAGCGGGUGGGGGGGUGGGGGGAAGAGCGAGGGAAAAGAGAGGAUUAAGAAAUCAGUCCAGUUGGAAGAAGCGGAGGUGGUGGCAUCGAGACCGGAAUGGGAUCCGUUUCUAACCAGCAAUUUGGAGGAACCGGGAGAAGCUCUGACCAGGAUCUCGGGGACUCCCCUAAGGCUGCCGUCUCGUUCGGGACCGGUCAAUGCAAAUGGUUCAACGUCCGGAUGGGAUUCGGUUUUCUCUCCAUGACCGGCCGGGACGGAACACCGCUGGACUCUCCCAUCGAUGUCUUUGUCCACCAGAGCAAGCUGCACAUGGAAGGCUUCCGCAGUCUGAAAGAAGGAGAGCCAGUGGAAUUUACAUUCAAGAAAUCCUCCAAAGGUUUGGAAUCGAUACGGGUAACGGGUCCAGGUGGCAGCUCUUGCAUCGGGAGUGAAAGGAGGCCUAAAGGGAAGAAUGUGCAAAAGCGGAGACCAAAAGGAGACAGAUGCUACAACUGUGGCGGUUUGGAUCACCAUGCGAAGGAAUGUAAGCUAGCCCCUCAGCCCAAGAAGUGCCAUUAUUGCCAAAGUAUUGGCCACAUGGUGGCCAAUUGCACAGUCAAAGCUGCCCAGCAACAGCAAUCUGCCACUUCUCAGGGAAGGCAGGAGAGCAAACCGACGACCGGCCCAUCGGCCUCGACACCCUCGCCGACCAUGCCGCACGAGGCGGGAGGGGAAUACGGCACCGACCUGCUCCUGGAGGAGACGGGCGAGCACUUGGAGAAGCUCCUUCCUGAGAGUGCGGAGGGUGCCCUGCAAGAGGCUGCCGAGGAGCCAGGCAGGCCCGGCUCGUGUUUGCAGAAGAGAAAAAAGACCUGACACACCGUCAGUGCUGGGAACCAUUUCAGGAUCUAAAACUACCUCAGGCUCGCCCUCUCUGCUGAGUGUUAAACCUAGCAGUUCUCCAAAACAAUCUAAAGACUUUGAUAUGAAUCCAACUUCUACUCAUUCUGAUCAUGAAUAGAAUUUGGAUAGAUAUUCUUCCAACAGAAAACUUUGUAGACAUUAAAUUUCUUUUUCUCCCAAACCCUCCCCCCCACCAACCUCACUAUUAUGCCACCCUUCACCACACACAUCUCUGGAGGUUCAUUUCAAUUCAUUUAACGUUGGCAAUUUAUUUUCUUCAUGUCCUUUUUUCCAAGGAGUAAAGAGCAAGAGGUUCAUUCUUUUUUUCCCAUCCAAUUUCUCACUUUAACCCCCCCCCCCCUGGUAUUGUUAGCAAUGGUUGGACUAGCUGACCAUUUUUUUGACCCUUCUGUGGCUAACAUGCAUGGUAUUCUAACUAUCAACUACCCAACAAUGGUUCCUUCACUCCUGGUCGGUCCAUAAACGUCAGUCCAUGGACUUUAGUUCUCCAAACACAAUG
Molecule: messenger RNA, 1582 nt
Organism: Amblyraja radiata (thorny skate)
Lineage: Eukaryota; Metazoa; Chordata; Chondrichthyes; Rajiformes; Rajidae
Product: lin-28 RNA binding posttranscriptional regulator A
Exons: 4
Coding region: 277-1035 (252 amino acids)
Biological process (GO): pre-miRNA processing
Cellular component (GO): cytoplasm; nucleus
Molecular function (GO): mRNA binding; zinc ion binding
Source: RefSeq, a predicted model, not a curated record